Messenger RNA from Xenopus laevis (African clawed frog), 2575 nucleotides. Its product is annotated as putative nuclease HARBI1. The record is from RefSeq and is a predicted model, not a curated record. The transcript has 4 exons. The coding region runs from base 558 to 1322 and encodes 254 amino acids. NCBI's taxonomy places the organism in Eukaryota, Metazoa, Chordata, Amphibia, Anura, Pipidae.
UGGGGGGAAUUCACAAAAGUGUCGGUAAAAAAAGUAACCCAGAAGUGGCGGUCGACAAAUUUGUAAAAUGUCGUAUGUACGUCAAAUUCACAAAGGGAGAUGUCACUGUCUUUGAAUCUCUCGUAAGUCCGGCAUUUUUAUAAAAUGUCGUAUAUAUUUUGUCGGUGGAACGACGGUUUAGUUAAAUUGUCGUAGUUACGUCAAAUUCAAGAAAAAAGGCGCAAUCACUGUACAACUGAUUAAAAUAAUGUCGUUAGAACGAAUAAAUAUGUCGUGUACCCGAAAGAACAUUUCCUAGCACGACAACUGCAGAAUAGCUUCACGUCACGUUGUAGAUGAGUUCUGUCACUCAGAGGAAGCUGCUUAAUCCUGAGGAGAUUUCGUUUUUCCGAAGAUAUUGUUCCUGAGGUUAUUCUAUAUAUAUUUAAAAUUUUCUAUUUAGAUUUCCUGGUUUUGACCUUGGCUUGUUUCUGGACACUGUUGCCUGCUGCCUGACCCGACCUUUGGCCUGUUUACUGGACUCUGUUUUUGCCUGCAGAUUCUUUUCAUCACAGAUUAUGGAAAUUAUAUUUCCCUCACUGUUUUUCUUCCAUUUAAGAAAGAAAAGAAUGGAAAAAGUCGAUAAGCCUUUUAAUAAUGGAAAGCAAGUUAAAAGGCGCAAAUGCCAGAAGAUAAAAAUGUUUCGUGACCGAGUGACGCUGGUGGACCUAACGGACACUGAGAUUAAGGAUCGAUACAGGCUAAACACUGUGGAGAUUCUAUCGCUGUAUGAUGUGCUGAAAGUGAAUUUGUGCAAGCCAACUAAAAGAUCUCACGCCAUCCCUGGCCUUGUACGUUUGCUGUUGGCAUUAAAUUUUUUUGCAAAAGGUGACUUUCAAAGUUGCAUAGCAGUGAUUGGCGGUGUGUCUCAAAGCUCUUGCAGCCGCUCAUUGGAUGAAGUUUUGAAAGCAAUUAUGUUAGUUUAUAAAUCGUAUGUCUACUUUCCUUCUGACAGCAGUUAUUUGAAUACAGUUAAAGGAAAAUUUUAUGAGAUUGGCGGAUUUCCUAACAUUGUGGGAAUUAUAGAUUGUACACACAUUACACUAUGCCCACCUGCUGACCUGGAGCACAUUUACAGAAAUCGGAAGAGCUCCCACAGCAUUAAUGUCCAGCUUGUGUGUUCCUUUAAUCUAAAAUUUGUGGAUAUAGUUGCUAAAUUCCCAGGCUCUUCUCACGAUUCGUAUAUCUUGUCAAAUUCAUCUUUGUCUGAACGUUUUCAACAGGGCGAAUUCAAAGAUUCGUGGCUAUUAGGAGAUUGUGGAUAUCCGUUAAAACUUGGCUGAUGACGCCAGUGUGGCGGCCUAAGAAUGCAAAAGAAAAAAACUACAACCGAGUCCAUGCUACAACAAGAUGUAUAAUUGAAAGAGCAUUUGGAAUCUUAAAGAGCAAAUUCCGUUGUUUGGACAUCACUGGGGGGUCACUACUGUACUCGCCUGAAAAGGUGUGCUACAUUGUUGUAGCGUGUGUUGUUUUACAUAAUAUCAUUAUACAAAGGGUCCAAAAUGAUGUAUGUGAAAUCCAACCAGCAUGUGAAGAAAACACUGACCUUCAAAUGCAUGUUGACCAGAAUGAAGCAAUUAUCACAAGGAACGAUUUGAUUCAACGAUUUUUUUGAUUGAUUCACUUGACUUUGGGAGGUUACAUUUUUUUUUGUAAAACUUGUUUAUAUUCUUAUUGUUGAUAUCUUGUUAAAUGUAUUCAUAUGAAAAGCUUACAAAACAAUCUUAAAAGGGUGGUUCUCCUUUACAGUAAAUUUACUUAUGUUAUAGAAAGGCUAAUUGAAAGGAACUUUUCAAUUGUUUUUCAUUAUUUAAUUUAAUUUAGAGUUAUAUGUCAUUUAUAUGCCAUUUUCUUCUAACUCUUCUUUUGACAGCAUUCCAAUGGGCGUCACUGUCCCCCUUCUAAAAAACAAAUGCUCUGUAAAGCUACAAAUUUAUUGUUAAUGCUUCUUUGUUUUGUGAAUGUUGCUAUUCAGGCCUCUCCUGUUUAGAUUCCAGUUUCUUAUUCAAAUCAAUGCAUGAUUGCUAGACAAAUGUUGGCCCUAGUUUGCAGAUUGGUUCAGAUGCAAAUUGAAGAAGCGCUGAAUAGAACUGAAAUAGUUGAGCUCCUGUUUGAAAUGUAACAGCCUAUACACACCUCAUAUAGCCUGUAUGGCGGUAUUCUUUAUUCAUUUGUCCAUACAAAAUCUCUUCUGUUCAGUAAAUUUUGUCGGCUGGCGAGCCGUGUACAGCCUCCUUCAAAUCAUUUCUAAGAUUUAUUACGAUAUUCAGGUGGGGUAGCGUGAUGGACAUUUGCAAAAAUUUAAUUUUCCACAAAUGUUUGCACAACCAGAUUUACACAUUUGUUUUAAUUUCAUGCAACAGAAUAUUGUGUCACUAAAAUUCUUUGUUUAUAAAACAUCCCACUAUUCAGAUUUGUAUUGAAAUUAAAAGACAUACCACUGUUAUUUUUCACAUUGAAAUUGGAGUAAAUAGUAAUGCAUAUUAAAAUGAUAUUUAACUUAUUGAGCAUGGUGGUAUAUUUUUUAUAUUCUUUU